Messenger RNA from Clunio marinus, 189 nucleotides. The record is from the annotation of a GenBank genome assembly. NCBI's taxonomy places the organism in Eukaryota, Metazoa, Arthropoda, Insecta, Diptera, Chironomidae.
AUGUUUAUUUAUGCUGCUUCGCUACCGAAAAAUUUGUGUUUUCAAGGAGAUUUUCUGUCAGAAUGCGAGAAAAGCUUUACUACACCUGAAAUAAGAAAACGUUGUAAACAGAAAAACGAAAAUAUUUUAUUAUCAUUACUUUAUUUUAUGUUAUACGAGGUAACAUCUGUUGAUGUUCCCAAUCAUUAA